UCUGCUGCUAACGUUCGUAGGUCACAGGUUCCCCUGGUGUCAAUCGGGCCAAUAUGGAUCGGAUCGCCUCGUGGACGCUUCUGGCGGUGUGCUUCUCGGCGGCCGUGGGCACGGCUCACGGUGUGCUGUACACCAAGACUUGCCUAAAGUUCGAAGAGCAGUACACCUUCAAAGAGGAAAAGUUCGCAGGGAAGUGGUACGAGAUACGCCGGCUGUACGAUCCCAGCGAUCCGGAGCAGGAGGACUGCGUGGUGAUGCAGUACCGGCUUGGGCCGGAGGGCAGCUUCACGAUACUCCAAUCGUUCCAAAUCACCGACGAGGGCAAACCGAUCUAUCGCAGUGGUAAGGCCGAACCGAGAGUGUUCCACGAGUCGCGCGUCCCGCAGUUCUACGAGCGCUUCAAUACGACCAGCGCGGCCGAUCCCGAUACUUCGAUCGAUAUAAUCGCCACGGAUUACGCGAGCUACGCCAUCGUCUACUCCUGCACGCCGUUCAACGCGACGCACCAUCUGGAGGCCUCGUGGGUGCUCUCCCGGCAGCCAGCCCUCGAGAAGACCGAUGUCGAUCUGGUGGACCACUACCUGCAGAGCCGGUUCCACCGUGAGGACCACAAGUGGCGCGCCACCCAGCAGACGCCCGAGUUCUGCAAGAAGUCACUCGUCGAAGAUGCGGCCCCCGACAGUGGAGCCCUCAGAACCCUUUCGACCCACACGGUGCUGCUGGUUUCGCUGGCAACCCUGCUCGGAACCUUCCUAUCGUAGUUUGUUUUUGUCCAACAGUAAAACGACCCCCGCCCGGGGUCCACGUAAAAGCUUA
Anopheles bellator is the source of this 816-nucleotide messenger RNA. RefSeq names its product apolipoprotein D-like. The record is from RefSeq and is a predicted model, not a curated record. Gene Ontology annotation, molecular function: pigment binding. The coding region runs from base 54 to 761 and encodes 235 amino acids. NCBI's taxonomy places the organism in Eukaryota, Metazoa, Arthropoda, Insecta, Diptera, Culicidae. The transcript has 4 exons.